Messenger RNA from Penicillium maclennaniae, 1836 nucleotides. RefSeq names its product WD40 repeat domain-containing protein. Gene Ontology annotation, molecular function: actin filament binding. Gene Ontology annotation, biological process: actin filament depolymerization; positive regulation of actin filament depolymerization. The transcript has 3 exons. The record is from RefSeq and is a predicted model, not a curated record. Gene Ontology annotation, cellular component: cortical actin cytoskeleton. The coding region runs from base 1 to 1836 and encodes 611 amino acids. Lineage: Eukaryota; Fungi; Ascomycota; Eurotiomycetes; Eurotiales; Aspergillaceae.
AUGUCAAUCACAAACGAGUCCAUCUGGGCUGCAAGCCCCUCCACCACCCGCGGUCAACCCACGCAGCUUUCGUCCGAUGCUAAAGGCGAGCGACUUGCCUACGCGUCAAACAAAUCUAUCUUCCUGCGCUCGAUCGACGACCCCGCGACCGCCAGACAGUACACCGAGCACAAAUCCCAAACAACCGUCGCUCGGUUCUCCCCAUCCGGAUUCUAUGUCGCCAGUGGUGACGCCACCGGUACUGUGAGAGUGUGGGAUUGCGUUGGAGAGGGUAUAACCAAGGGAGAAUACAGCAUUGUCAAUGGCCGCAUCAACGACCUGGCCUGGGAUGGCGAUUCGCAGCGCAUUAUUGCCGUUGGCGAUGGAAAGCAACGAUUUGGACACUGCAUUACCUGGGAUAGCGGAAACACUGUCGGAGAGAUCUAUGGUCACACGCAACAGAUCAACUCGGUGUCCAUCAGGCAACAGCGACCUCUUCGCGCGGCCACGGCCGGUGACGACAAGAAGCUGGUCUUCUACCACGGAGCGCCUUUCAAGUUCAACAUGGGAGUUCCGGAUAAGCAUACCAAUUACAUCUAUGGAGUUGGUUUCAGUCCGGAUGGCUCAAAUCUGGUCAGUGUAGGUGGAGACCGCAAGAUCUGGCUCUACGAUGGCAAGACGGGAGAGACCAAAGGUCAGAUUGGCGAAGGACAGCACAAUGGCAGUAUUUUCGGUGUUUCUUGGUCGAAAGACUCCAAGAAAUUUGUGACCGCCAGCGCUGACCGAACUGUUAAGAUCUGGGAUGUGGAAGCUGGCAAGUCAACACAGAGCUGGACUCUGGGCGAAGACGGUGCUAUGGCUGUCCGUGACCAGCAAGUUGGUGUCGUUUGGCCUCCGGGCAGAAGCGACAACCUUCUGAUCAGUUUGUCUCUUAGUGGCGACCUGAACUAUCUGGUUGAGGGCACCCCUAAGCCCCGGCAGGUUAUCCAGGGUCACCAGAAGAGCAUCACGUCUUUGAACCGGUCUGCCCUGGAGGAUAAGGAGACACUGUGGACCGGAAGCUUCGAGGGCCGUGUCUGCACCUGGGACGUUACUUCUGGUACCGCUGGUGAGAUUGAAGGAGAGGGCCAUCCCGGUUACGUUGCUGGCCUGGCCCCGACAUCGGAGGGUGCAGGAAGAAUCUACAGUGUCGGCUGGGACGACACUAUUCGCUCGAUCGAUGCCUCAGCCAAGACUUACACUGGCAGCUCAUCCAAACUUACUGGUCAACCUAAAGGUGCUGCCGCGGCUGACUCGACUGUGCUGGUCGCGGCGGCCGAGGCCGUUGAAAUUUUCCAGGACGGCAAGAAGACCGGAGAGUACAAGACUAACUUCCCGGUGACGAAUGUUGCGGCCCACGGAGCGAUGGCUGCUGUUGGUGGCGAGGACGGAUCCGUCCAGAUUUGCAGCAUCUCCAGCUCGAGCCUCUCAUCCAAAACCGACAUCAAGGCCUCUCGUAACCCAGUUUCUACGCUUGCUUUCUCACCGGAUGCUUCCCUUUUGGCGGUUGGUGAUCAGAAGGGACGCGUCCUGGUCUUCAAGGUUGCUGACGGCAGUCUGCUCACGGAUCGAUGGACUGCUCACACAGCGCGCAUCACAUCACUCGCCUGGAACAACGAGGGCACCCACGUGGUGAGUGGAUCGCUGGAUACCAACAUCUUCAUCUGGAACUUGGCGAAGCCUGGCGAUUGGCUGGAGCUCAAGAACGCCCACAAAGAGGGCGUGAACGGCGUGGCGUGGAUCGCCGGAGGCUUCAAGAUCGCAUCGGCAGGCGCUGACGCCGCUGUGAAGGUGUGGAAAGUGGAAGGUCUCAAAUAG